Colletotrichum lupini is the source of this 1164-nucleotide messenger RNA. RefSeq names its product guanine nucleotide-binding protein subunit beta. Gene Ontology annotation, biological process: G protein-coupled receptor signaling pathway. Gene Ontology annotation, molecular function: protein binding; signaling receptor complex adaptor activity. NCBI's taxonomy places the organism in Eukaryota, Fungi, Ascomycota, Sordariomycetes, Glomerellales, Glomerellaceae. The transcript has 5 exons. The record is from RefSeq and is a predicted model, not a curated record. Gene Ontology annotation, cellular component: heterotrimeric G-protein complex; cytoplasm. Bases 1 to 1164 code for a protein of 387 amino acids.
AUGAACUCUCAAGGCCAGAACGAUGUGUCGCCCGAGGCGAUGCAGGCGCGCAUCCAGCAGGCGCGACGCGAGGCUGAGACACUCAAGGACAGGAUCAAGCGGAAGAAGGAUGAGCUCGCCGAUACUACUCUCCGCACCGUCGCCCAGCAGGCCCACGAGCCGAUCCCAAAGAACCAGCUGAUGAAGGCUAAGCGCACGCUCAAGGGUCACUUGGCCAAGAUUUACGCCAUGCAUUGGUCUACCGAUAGAAGACAUCUUGUCUCCGCCUCGCAGGAUGGCAAGCUCAUCAUUUGGGAUGCCUACACGACGAACAAGGUCCACGCCAUUCCCCUCAGAUCAUCCUGGGUCAUGACCUGUGCCUACGCCCCAAGCGGUAACUACGUCGCUUGCGGUGGUCUCGACAAUAUUUGCUCCAUUUACAACCUCAACCAGCAGAGAGAGGGUCCCACCCGCGUCGCAAGGGAGUUGUCUGGCCAUGCCGGUUAUCUCUCAUGCUGUCGCUUCAUCAACGACCGCAGCAUCCUCACCUCUUCUGGUGACAUGACAUGUAUGAAGUGGGAUAUCGAGACAGGCCAAAAGGUUAUCGAGUUCGCCGACCACUUGGGCGAUGUAAUGAGCAUCAGUCUCAACCCCACCAACUCCAACACAUUCAUCUCGGGUGCCUGCGACGCUUUCGCCAAGCUGUGGGAUAUCCGUGCCGGAAAGGCCGUUCAGACGUUUGCCGGCCACGAGUCCGACAUCAACGCCAUCCAAUUCUUCCCCGACGGCCACUCCUUCGUCACCGGCUCCGAUGACGCUACCUGCCGCCUCUUUGAUAUUCGUGCUGACCGCGAAUUGAACCUUUACGGCUCCGAAUCUAUUCUCUGCGGCAUCACCUCCGUAGCGACCUCAGUCUCUGGACGCUUAUUGUUUGCUGGCUAUGACGACUUUGAAUGCAAGGUCUGGGAUGUGACUCGCGGAGAAAAGGUCGGCUCUCUCGUCGGCCACGAGAACAGAGUUAGCUGCUUGGGCGUUAGCAACGACGGCAUCAGCUUGUGCACAGGAUCAUGGGAUUCACUUGACGAAGUCACGACAUACCUGCUCAUACCAAAGCUCACUUUUCUCAUCGUCUACCACUCCAGCUGGAGCCGCUCUUUCGCCGGCACGGGCGGCUGUAGGAACUAA